Molecule: messenger RNA, 3116 nt
Organism: Aegilops tauschii subsp. strangulata
Lineage: Eukaryota; Viridiplantae; Streptophyta; Magnoliopsida; Poales; Poaceae
Product: putative disease resistance RPP13-like protein 1
Molecular function (GO): ADP binding
Source: RefSeq, a predicted model, not a curated record
GACUCCAAUCAGCAUGAGCUUUUCGGCUGCCAUUGGGGUCAUCAGUGGAUUCAAUGAAUGUGUCACUUCGUGGCAGUGGGCCAAAUCUGCCAUUUCAUCUCUUCACUCCAGAUGGACUGGCUCAGAGGAGCAAAGUCUCCAGGAUUGUGUAUUGCAGUUGGAGAGUAGCCUGCAACUUCUCAAGGAUACUCUUCCCGCAAUGCACGACCUCAUUAAUAAAGCAGAGUGGAGGAGCCACGAACACGGUGUGGCCAAACUCCUCCCAAAUCUCAAGGAUGCACUGUCUGAGGCCGAGGACCUUCUUGACGAGUUCACAUGGUACGAGGAGAAGGUGCAAGUAGAGGGUGAUACAAGUCAAUCUCCUUUCACUGAAUUCUUUGAUACGGUUGUCCCAGGCAGCUUCAACAAAUUGAAUGGUGUGCAGAUUAGGUUGAAUCAUCUUUCGGUUCAGCUUGAUAAUAUUGGGCUUCGUGGAGUUACACACCGCUUUGACAAAUUAGUCAGGCCAGAGACCACCUCUUUGCCAAAUGAAACAAAAAUAUUUGGUCGUGACAAGGAGCUGGAGCAGAUACUGGGGUUUCUCAAUGUACCUAAUAAAAUUUCAAAACGCAAGAGAGCAACUAUUUCAAUCAAUGCAUCAACAAGCCCACCAUCAAGCCUUCCUGUUUUGCCAAUAGUUGGAAUUGGUGGUGUUGGAAAGACUACUUUGGCCCAACAUAUAUGCAUCAACAAACGAGUGAAGUCUCACUUUGACCUUAUAAUUUGGAUUUGUGUCUCGGAUGACUUUGAUGUGAAGAGGUUAACUAAAGAGGUCAUACAAUCCUGUACUGGUAAGGAGACAAGGACUGAUAAUUUGGAUUCUCUUCAGAAUGCUCUCUAUAACCAUGUGAACAAUAAAAGGUUACUGAUAGUCCUUGAUGACAUGUGGGAUGAUGCUUUGAAGGAAAAUGGGCAGUGUUGGAAGAGGUUUUGUGCACCUUUCCGAAGUGUCCAAGAGGGAAGUGCGAUGCUGGUCAGCACUAGGUGUCCAAAGGUUGCCAUGGGGGUGCGCACAAUUGAGCCCAUUAUAUUAGCAGGUCUAAAUGAUGUUGUCUUUUGGAAUUUCUUUAAAUUGUGCGCGUUUGGAUCUGAGAGUUCUAGCAAUGACCCUGAGUUAGAACAUAUUGGUAGAAGAAUACUUCCUAAAUUGAAGGGUUCUCCUUUGGCCGCCAAAACUCUGGGACGCAUGUUAAGCAUGGACCUUCAAGCAUCACAUUGGAAUUUUAUACUUGAGAGUGAACUGUGGGAGUUGAGACAAGAGGAGACGAACAUUUUGCCUGCCCUUCGGUUGAGCUACAUGUAUUUACCAUUCUAUUUGAAGCAAUGCUUCUCAUUCUGUGCAGUGUAUCCGAAAGAUUACAAAUUUGAGAAGGCAUUCUUAGCUGAGAUUUGGGUAGCAGAAGGCUUCGUGGAACAUCAGGGUGGUAUUCCAAUUCAAGGUAUUGGCUGUCAGUAUUUUGAAGAUCUUGUAGCACGGUCCUUCUUUCAAAAAGUUGGUGGCAGAUAUGUUAUACAUGACUUGCUGCAUGACAUGGCACAAAUGGUUUCAGAGCAUGACUGCUUCAUCUUAAGAAAUAAGAGUGACUUUGAUAAAGUUCCGCAGAAUGUUCGUCAUCUGCACGUACUCCCUAGCAGUGACUUUAACUAUUCUAACUUGUUGAGAAUAUGCAAGUACACAAAGCUGCGUACCAUUAUUUGCAAGAAGAAUUUAGGGAAAAAGAUUGGCUUUGUAAUGGACCAAUGGUGUACUAAACUUCUGUGUAUGCGUGUGAUUUCGUGUGCCUCCACAAAUGAGUUACCAGACAAUAUUGGCAACUGGAAGCAUCUUCGGUACCUUGAAAUCUCCCGAGCGUGUCCUUUGAAGAGGAUUCCUUCAACUUUCUGUUGGCUGUAUAAUCUGCAGAUUUUAUAUGCCAAGAAAUGCAAGCUAGAAUGGUUUCCAAGUGAGUUUGGUAAGUUGAUCAGUUUACAGAAACUCGAAUCCUAUGGAUUGUCGUAUUAUGCUGGGGGUCGCAUGACUCUUGAUUCAGCCAAUGGGCAGGGACAAGCAGGAAUCAGGUUAAUAAAGAAUUUGAACCAAUUUCGUGGACACUUGGAGAUAUGUAAUGUUGACAUGCUAAGUAAGGAUCAUGCAAGAGAAGCAGAACUGAAGAAUAAGAAAUAUAUUGACAAGUUGACGCUGAAUAUGCAUUCACAGGGCCGGGGUCUCAAACCAUCCAGCACAAUGUGAUAGCAGCGCUUGAAGUUCUCCAACCUCCUAUCAGUCUCAAGUCUUUGUUUCUCAAGAAUUAUGCCGGUGUCUCGUUUCCAAGCUGGUUUCAGCCACAAAAUUUGCCAAGCUUGAACUCACUUACUUUUAAACACAGUGUUGGACUUAAGAGCCAGUCAUUUUCCAUGAUCACACCGAGUAUAAAAUUAAAUGAGAUACACACAGUUGGCACUUUCAGGUCCCUGACAGACCUAACCAUUUGUGGCUGCGGAAAUAUAACAAGCUUGAACAUUUUCUGCAUCCAGAUUAUUUCCCAGCCAUUAAGAGAAUAAGAAUUAUUUCUUGCUAUAUGUUAACUUCAGUACCUACCAAAAAGUUUGGGGAUUUUCAUUUCCUUGAAGAACUGGAUGUGCGCUAUUGUCCAAACAUCCGCCUACAAAGAUUGGUUUCACCGUCCCUUAAGAAUCUUAGUCUGCGGGAUUCUGUUCUCUUUUACAAAAUUGACUGCUGCUCCCUCACCGACUUUCGCUUACAUUGUUCUUCUGGCACAUCCAUCCAACUACAAAUGUGGAGUCUUCCAUCUCUUCGGGAGCUAACCAUUAGGUGUUCGUCACUUACAUCUAUUGGAGGAAGCAUUACAGCAUUGUCGUCCCUUAAUGUCCUAAGUAUUUCUUUCUGUUCUAUAAAUUGUCAACCCUUGACAAUCUCCUAACACAAGAAUAUCUACCUGCUAUUGAGAAAAUUCACAUAGGAAGUUGUCCUGAGUUACUGUCCCUGCCAGUUGAAAGGCUUGUGAGUUUAAAUUCUCUGAAACAUCUGCUGGUUCAUGAUUGCCCAACCCUCAACUGGCAAAUGGGACUGGUGUUGC